Molecule: messenger RNA, 576 nt
Organism: Xylona heveae TC161
Lineage: Eukaryota; Fungi; Ascomycota; Xylonomycetes; Xylonales; Xylonaceae
Exons: 2
Coding region: 1-576 (191 amino acids)
Biological process (GO): chromosome segregation
Cellular component (GO): Mis6-Sim4 complex; kinetochore
Source: RefSeq, a predicted model, not a curated record
AUGGCUCCAACUGAGGCUUCUAUUCUGGGCAAUUUUCUUCUUCCGCCUGCGUCGUUUCCGUCAAUCAUUUCUUUGAAGAAGUUUACUGACCUCUUUCCCCGCGCUUUACAAUCUCAUCCACAUGUCAAGCUGCUCUAUCGAGAACUACAACAUCAAAGGGCUCUGCAAAUAGACGAAGUCAAGAAGAGUAUUGCGGCAGAAGUCCGGAGAGGCGAAAAGCAGCGCAGAGAAGUAGUGCGAUCAAGAAAGCAAUUUGAGCAGGAGAGCUUUGCUACUGAGAAUGAGCUUGAUAUUAGAAUUGAACGUGAAAUGAAUGGCAUGCUAGCAAAAUUUCCGGCAAAAGAGCCUCAAGGUCUACCGGAACUUAUUGAAAGCAUGGAGAAAGCCUGCCAGGAUAUGCAAGCAGAGAAUGACGAGCUUGAUAGUGAAGCCAAUCUCCUGCUGUCAGACAUUAGAAAUGUGGUUGACAACUUGAGCGACCUCCGCUACGGCAAAUUUAACAAGCCAGGCGCAGAAGAGACAGUUGGCGCAGAAGUGUUCAGCGGCCUGGAGCAACUGGUCCAUCUGUCUAGCUGA